UUUUCGUUGAACGUACGCCGGUACACCGUCGACGACGAACGACAUGGCCCGACGACGCCGGAUCUCCGUCGCGACGAUCGCCCUCUGCUGCUGCUGCUGCCUCAUCUCGCUGGCGAACGCAACGUUCGGCGUCAAGCCCGACGACAAUCCCGACAUCGAGCUCACGACGCCGGAAUUGGUGGUGAAAUACGGAUAUCCCUUGGAGAUUCACGAUAUCGUUACGAAGGACGGCUACGCGCUUCAGCUGCAUCGAAUACCGCGCGGCCGGGACGACGAGGAGGAGACGAAGUCCAGGAUAAGGACGCCGAUACUCUUGGUGCACGGUCUGGCAAGCAGCUCCGCCGAUUGGGUCCUUAUGGGGCCUGAAAAGUCCUUAGCGUACAUAUUAGCCGAUGCGGGCUACGACGUGUGGCUCGGAAAUAACAGGGGCAACAUCUACUCGAGGAACCACACCUCGUUGUCGCCGAAUGAUCGAGCUUUUUGGAAUUUCAGUUACCACGAGCUUGGCAUCUACGAUCUUCCCGCGAUGAUCGACUGUAUUUUAUACACGACGGGACACGAGAGGCUCUAUUACGUCGGUCAUUCGGAAGGUAGCACGCAGUUCUUGGUGAUGGCGUCGGAAAUGCCCGAGUACAAUUCGAAGAUUAUCCUGAUGAUCGGUCUGGCGCCCGCGGCGUUCAGCGGCAACCUACGCGGACCGAUUAGGAAACUCGCCAAGUUGACGUACUUCGGCGUGUGGGUCGGCGAAACUUUCGGCUACCCGGAAUUCCGCUCGCGGUCCGAUUGGGCGAAAUUCGUAUCGAACCUAUUCUGCCAGAAAGCGGCGUCCACGCAAUUCAUUUGCAGCAAUAUCCUGUUUAUGGUCACGGGAUUCAGUCGUGCGGAAUUAAAUACAGAGUACCUGACGGUCAUCAUAGGCCACGUGCCCGCAGGGGCUUCCUGGAAACAAUUCGUGCAUUACGGUCAAGGAUAUAUUAAUGCAGGACGCUUCAGACAGUACGACUACGGCAACGAGAAGAAUCUUCGGGUAUACAAUUCAACGACGCCGCCGGAUUACCAGCUGGAAAAAAUCACGACGCCGAUCGCUCUUUUCAGUAGCGACAACGAUUGGCUAGCAAAUGCGAAGGACGUGGACCUCUUGUCUACGAAACUCAACAGCGUCGUGUUUCACUGCAAGACUCCCGCCAACAGCACCUUCAAUCACUACGACUUCAUAUGGGGAAAGUCCUCUCCGCAAAUGGUGUCAUGGCCUAUUCUGCGACUGCUGGCCCAGUAUCAAUAGCCUUUUUUGGGGAUUAAAAAAAAAGGGGGGACAUACCCUUUCUGAAAGACAGAAAGUUACAAGUGCGUAUAAUGAAUCGGUCUAAUUUAUUGUUGUUAUAUUAUUAGUAUUAUCAUCAUAUAAUACGUUUGCGUUUACAUUAUAUAUAUAGUCCGUACUAUGUUUAACUUCACUCCCGCCUCCGUCAGAUUGCAUAGCGCUCUGCAUUCAAAAUUCACCUGCGUCGAACUAACGUUAAAACGUAACUUAUAUAUAUGUGUA
Messenger RNA from Wasmannia auropunctata (little fire ant), 1543 nucleotides. RefSeq names its product lipase 3-like. The transcript has 8 exons. Bases 44 to 1282 code for a protein of 412 amino acids. Lineage: Eukaryota; Metazoa; Arthropoda; Insecta; Hymenoptera; Formicidae. Gene Ontology annotation, biological process: lipid metabolic process. The record is from RefSeq and is a predicted model, not a curated record. Gene Ontology annotation, molecular function: hydrolase activity, acting on ester bonds.